Messenger RNA from Anoplopoma fimbria (sablefish), 4471 nucleotides. RefSeq names its product transmembrane protein 65 (gene tmem65). The coding region runs from base 105 to 779 and encodes 224 amino acids. NCBI's taxonomy places the organism in Eukaryota, Metazoa, Chordata, Actinopteri, Perciformes, Anoplopomatidae. The transcript is spliced from 7 exons. Gene Ontology annotation, cellular component: mitochondrion. The record is from RefSeq and is a predicted model, not a curated record. Gene Ontology annotation, biological process: regulation of cardiac conduction; cardiac ventricle development.
CGUCUCUGUCUUCUUCCCGCGGAGCCUCCACGAAGAGAAGACAUGCAGUGAGCUGCUCCCCGCAGAGUGACGUCACAGACAGGGCUGAUCUGAUUGGUGCAGCCAUGCUCCAGAGGACCCUGCACAGGCUGCUGCUGCUGCCCGGCUCAGGGCGACGUGUCCCCGGCUGCAGGAUGGGCACGCACGGGAGGAACGAGCCCAGGGAGCCGCUGAGCUCCUCCAGCGGGGCCAAGGACUUCAUCUACCGGCUGCAGGCCACCGAGAGGAGCUGCCUGCUGAAGGAGCUGCAGAGCUUCCAGUCCACAGCCAUCGCUCAGGAGACUCUGGAGCCUUCGCCGCCGACUGCAGACCAAAUCAGAUACGUCUUGUUCCACAACGCCAUCCCCUUUGUUGGAUUUGGUUUCCUGGAUAAUGCCAUCAUGAUCGCAGCAGGAACACAGAUUGAACUCUCUAUCGGGGUCACCCUGGGGAUCUCCACCAUGGCUGCUGCGGCGUGGGGGAACCUGGUGUCAGACUUGGCAGGUCUCGGUCUUGCAGGUUAUGUGGAGGCGCUGGCUUGUAAACUGGGGAUGCAGGGUCCAGAUCUGACGGCCAAACAGGUGGACAUGUGGCAGACCAGAGUCAGCUCCCACCUGGGGAAAGCCAUCGGCGUGUCCAUCGGCUGUAUUUUGGGGAUGUUCCCUCUGUUUUUCCUGAGCGACGACGACGAUGAUAAGGAGAAGAAGAAGAAGAAGAAAGAAGCACAAGCCUGCAUCGACACGGCGUCAAACUCCUCCUAACCAGCAACACAGCUGCAGACCGACGAUGUCAACUAAAGAAGUGUUUACAUCUGGGUGUGUCGGCGCUCACACGUCCUCGCUCUACGCCCUCUGAAGCUGUUUGUGUAAACUGGUCAUAUUUCUAGUAUCGGCUCUCUGAAGCACCGAGCUGUGGUUUUCUCACGCCGUCUGCUCCGUCAUGACGCUCCAUCUGUUUACUCAAUAUGUCCAUUUAAAGGGGGCUCAUCGAUUCUUUAUGUUAAUCACGUUUUUUUUUCGUAGACACGUUUCUUUCCAAACUUUCUUUCCAAACUUCUUUCUAUCUUGCGCGACAAUUUCUGUCUCUUUUCAUCGGAGCAGCUCAGUGCAACACGAUGAGCGUCUCACUAACAAUGUCUUCCAGGAGAAACUUUUAUCUCCCUAUCUAGAUAGAAAUCACAGUUUCUGUCCGUCAGUUCUUCACAUAUCUCCAGAACCGCUCAUCAGAUCUUCUUCACGCUCGAUAUGUGUUUUGCUUCGGGCUUGACGGAAUGCUUUUUCGAAUUUGAUGCAAUUUGGACACGCGAUAUUCAAUAUUUAUAAACUUUUGAGUAAAUUUGCGAUCAGUCACCAACUCCCUCGCCGUCGUCUGGUGGGACAACUGUCCGUUAACGUAUCUGAAGUUGAGGGAUCUUAUUCAUUUCUUCUGAAUAGCAGGAGAUCAGGACACGGGUCUGUGAGUGCACUGACCAUUCAGCCAUAUCUGAAUAUGCAUAAUCGUGACUCAAACUCAACUUUAUCCUAAUUAGGUAUGUCCAUUACAAGGCAGCAGUUUCCAUAAAAAGGCAGCGUUGAUCAAACACAAGUUUCUGUUACUGCGUUGACUAUUUCUCACUUCAAAAGUUUUCAGAAGCAUAUUUUAAAGUGCUCUUCAGCUGAGAAAGCGUUGAACAAGGUGGUCCAUGUUUCUGCUAUUACAGGGAAUCCGCUCUGUAACUGCAGAGACUCCCCGAGUGUCUUGGUAUCAAAUAACCGAUGCAGAACCGUUCUAUCAUAAAAUCACUAUAUCGCCUUUUUGCAUCAUCUAGUUUUGCAAAAAUGCGACUACAUGUUUGAACAUAUUUUCCGUUCUGCUGAGGCUCCUAGAAAGUUCUUCCUCAAAACGAGACGAUUUUGUUUGUCGGUGGAAACUAAUCUCAGUUUUUGACACGGAACAAAUGGUUUUCUGUGAGCGCUGCCUGAGUAGUGCUCCUCUGCCUCAACACCUUCAGACAUCAGCUGUGGUUUUGGAUUCAUAUAUCAGACGUCCUCUUUUUUUAUUUUAUUUUUUAACCCCACAAAAAUCCAGCUUCCAGUACAAAAAACCAGAAAAACAAACAGCACAUACUGGAAAACUGGACUCUCUUGUCCUUUUUAUUUUUAAACUUUGAGUUAAUUGAAAGAACAGCACAUGAAAUAUGUUUAUUUUUCUCCAGCAGACACUUUAUACAUUUGAAGACAUCAUAUUUAAACACUAUUUGUUUCUCAUAACUUGAGCUGAGCAGACUUUUCAGUCACUGCAGUCGCGUAUCUCACCUUUAGGGUCUUGUGCAUCUUUUAGACUUUUACCAAAACAAAAAAGGAAUCCUGUCCGAUGCUACCUCCAAGGGAACGUUCUCGGUUUGAUUCUUUUUGCAUGAAGAAGUGAUGUUGCUCUAUAAUCAGACUUUUUAUUUCCUUGUCAGAUGGUUUUUGAAAUGUUUUUGUACGGGUCGAUUAACAGAACAGGCGCUACACACUAAUUUAAAAACUGGAGUUUCUAUUUAAAUUUUUUGGGCUUCACGCUGGUGUUUGCUUUCCAAGUUCUUCUCUAUGUCUGUUUUUCUGCCUCCACCAUCUUCUUAUUUUCUCUUCUUCUCACAGACUCUUGGCUUGGAUCCAGCCGUCUGUGUAAUUAGUUUUUUAAGGUUUCGCUUCAUCAGGCGUGAAGCUCCAGAUGGUUUGGAUUUUCCACAUAGGCUGUGCAAAACAGUUUAUACCACAACGAUUCGGUUCAGCAGAUUUCAGAGACUCGAACUCUCCAACUCUCAGCACAAACUCAAGGUGCUUUUUUUAAUCAUGGUGAAACCAGUUCACUGUUACUGGCUAAAAUCUAAAAUCACUUAUUCACUACUUAUCUCAGUGUCCGAAUUUUCCUUUAUCGACUAAUCUGUUGAUGAUUUUUAUGAUAAAUCGAUCAACUCUUCAUUCUACAAAAUGUCACAAAGAACCGUCAGCGAGCCCAGCUGAACUUUAAUAAGUACUUGUUUCUUUUCGUUUUUACAAAUACAACCCUCAAAUACAGAGAAGUUCUACUUAUAAAAUAGUAAAUCUUCACAUUUUAGAAUCUGGAGAAUGUUUGUUUUUGGUUCAACAUUAUUCUCCUAAACAUCUCGGCACGAGUCUGAAUUCUUUAUGCGACAUUUAUGCACUUUCAUGUGCCCUCAAAAAUACCCACAAUGCAACACAGAAAGAAAUGUCUUGCUGCUACUAAUCCCACAAAGCAUUGCAUCACAUUUGAUAGAUGCAUAAAUUAAAGCCGUACCACAAUGAAGGCAUGCAUGAUAUAUUAUUUGCCGAUACAUGAGAAAAAAAACCUUGUUGUUCUUCUUAUAAUGAAAAUGUCCUGCGUUGCCUCUUUACAAAAGGAUGAGGGAUUAUUCUCAAUGAUAAGAGAGAGGCUGACGUUCAUAAAGACUACAAAUUUAAAGAAUAAACUGAAGUUAUACUGUUAGAAGUUUUGUUACUCUUCGGAGAGUAAAAGUGCUCUAAACAUAAGAUUCAUAUCAGAUUAUUUCUACUACAGAGUUAACUCUUAAGUGUCUGUUAUGAGUGACUGAAGCAUCACUCUGUUCUCACACGAACAAAUCCACUUUCAUUUUCUAAAAACCUGUUUAAUCGCAUGAAAGGAGAACUGAGUUUUUUUGUGUUUUUUUUUGCCUUGACAAGUUUGAAAUUUGCCAAAACCUUAAAAUAUAGUUAUUACGAUUUGUGAUUUAUUUUAAUUAUUUUUGCUGUUAUUUAACAGGUUGUGGUGUUUGUUGGGAGGAGGUGAAAUGUUCGUCUUAAGAGGGACGGGGGGAAGAUUGUAGAGAUAUGUUAACGAGUGUUUGGAAUCGGCUGCAGAAGAUAUUUAAGUUUGUCGUCGGAUUACCUGUGAAAGUUUGUCUCAUUGGGAGAGAAAUGUAUUGUGCUAAAUGAGAAGCAACUAAUUAAUAAGUAAUAAUAAAUAGUUAAAGGAUGCUGUUUGAGGAAAAUCUGUAUUUGUAUGUUUUUGUAACAUCUCAUGUUUGUAUCACGUUUUUGUAUUUCUUUUUCAUGCAUGUGUGGUGAGCAGUUUCUUUAUGUUUUAAUUAUCCCUCUUCUCUCUUUAUAUUUUUUGCAAAAUUUUAUUCUCUGAAGAAAAAAAGAUAGACUAGAGAAGAGAGUUUUUGAAGCCUCUGAACAAAGUAUAUAACCUCUAAAGUCUGUCAGUUAAAGGAAUGCUAUGUUGUGCUGCCAUCUGGUGGACAGUCCUGGAGCAGCAGCAGCUGUUGAGUUCUGAUUCAUGUAUGUAUAUAGAACCAGUCAUGUGGAAGGAGUGAUUAUGUUUCAGAAAUGCACAAUGUCCAAUUAUAACUAAUAUAAUAAACGUGGGAGUGUUUACCUCUGACUCUGCAGGAGAAGCUGAAGCUCUUUGUGUCCUCCAGGUUCUUAUCAGCAGCUCUCAGGUCAGA